ACACGUGACAUGGUAACAAAAACAUAACCUCAAUCAACUUUUUGUGCGAUGGACGAGCUCACCCAGCGUUUAAGUUCCGUCUCGCUGCUCGACAGCCACGAACAUUUCAUGGCACUCUCUCUCCUAGCAGCCCAACGUAGCAAAGACCCUUGCACCCAAGUGGGGGCUUGCGUGGUGGACCGCCGCGGCAACGUGAUCGGCUCGGGCUACAACGGCAUGCCUAGGGGCUGCCACGACGACGUGUUCCCGUGGGGCAAAGCCUCGCAGGACCCUCUAGAGAACAAACAUCUCUACGUGUGUCAUGCCGAGCUCAACGCCAUUGCCAACACCACUGGGACCAUGAACGACUGCGUUAUUUAUGUCACGUUGUUUCCUUGUAACGAGUGCGCCAAGCUUAUUAUCCAACAUGGAAUCACUGAAGUGGUGUAUUUGUCGGAUAAACACGCACAUAAAAAAAGUACGGUUGCGGCUAAGGUGAUGUUUGACAGCGCGGGGGUUAAAUAUUGGAGGUUUAAAUCAAAGAAGAAAAUUGUGAUUGAGUUUGAAGACAUUAAGGAAAGGAAGCGCAGUCAUCGUGGUUUGGAUUGAACAUUGAAAGAAGACAAGGAUAAGUAUGCACAAUUUUAUCAUAUCAAGGUUUAUGAUAAGAAAAUUGUUAAAAUAGUGAUUUCUCAAGCAAAUAAUCAACUCAUUUUUGUAUAAAUUGUAUAGACACAAUCACGUAGGAGGUAACACUUCCUAAAAUAAACCCCAGCAACGUAAAA
This is a messenger RNA of Zophobas morio, 764 nucleotides long. RefSeq names its product deoxycytidylate deaminase-like. Gene Ontology annotation, molecular function: dCMP deaminase activity; zinc ion binding. Gene Ontology annotation, biological process: pyrimidine nucleotide metabolic process. The record is from RefSeq and is a predicted model, not a curated record. Gene Ontology annotation, cellular component: cytoplasm. The coding region runs from base 49 to 588 and encodes 179 amino acids. The transcript has 4 exons. Lineage: Eukaryota; Metazoa; Arthropoda; Insecta; Coleoptera; Tenebrionidae.